Coniosporium apollinis CBS 100218 is the source of this 3153-nucleotide messenger RNA. RefSeq lists its product as uncharacterized. Lineage: Eukaryota; Fungi; Ascomycota; Dothideomycetes. Gene Ontology annotation, molecular function: zinc ion binding. The transcript has a single exon. Gene Ontology annotation, biological process: regulation of transcription by RNA polymerase II; silent mating-type cassette heterochromatin formation; rDNA heterochromatin formation. The record is from RefSeq and is a predicted model, not a curated record. The coding region runs from base 1 to 3153 and encodes 1050 amino acids.
AUGCAGACUGCUUUCAUCAACGAAAGCACGGAAAUCGGCCUCAUGGAGCUCAGAUCGUGCAUUAAAGCCAUCAUCCAGGCAAGCCCUGAACUGCUCGCGAAGUCAGGCCAGGAUUACACCGUCUACGCCCACGACUACUCUGAACACGAAGCUCCGCUUGUCGGCCAAGGCAUGCUAUCCUCCAUCCUGGUGCCUUCUGCGGCUGCGCACCAACAAGACGUCAUGAUCACUGGACGGGUGUGCAAAAACUUCAUCGGUUUCAUGACAAACGGGAUCCAGGAAACAUUGGAGGUCAAGAUCAAGCUCGUGCCGCUUCCCACCGACAACAUACACCACCCGAACAGCUUCUCAGGGAGCUUCAACCCACACGCCUGGCACCCUCCUCCACAACAAUGGGCUCCGGCUCACAGUAUGUACGCUGCGUCAAUGGGUGGACACAGUCUUCAACCAAGCAGAACCAGCAGCCCUACGCCUAGCAUCAGGUCGACCAAUGAAGCUCUACAACAAGUGACCCAAGCCACUUAUUCCCGACCGGCAUCACGUACGUCCAUCAGAAGCGAGCGUCCUACACAUGGACAGCGUGGAUCGUUCGACGCUAGUUUCUCCAACCAGCAAGCCAAUGAGGAGGGGCCUACUAGGAAGCGGGUCAAAGUCACCCAGGCUGAUUGGACUGGGAAGACGGCGUUUGGAGUGCACUCUACUGCCGACUCCCUUCGCGUUGCUGCUAGCACUGCCGCCUCAAUCCGAGGCCACCGUCCUAUCGCAGUAAGACCUGGUGGUUCAAUCUCGUCGGAACCACCUGCUAGGGCACCUACUCCUCGCCCCACCAAUCCGGGCUUCUCACAACCUCGUGCUCAGCCUCAACUCGGAAGCUUUCUCCGACGCGGUUCAACUAUGGGAUCGGACGGCUUUUCGGUCCAGGCUGAUGACGUCUCUAAUAGCUCAUUCACGACUUCCCCUGCAGAUAUAGACGAACUGGGUAGAGGAGAGUUUGAGACAACCUACAAUUCAUCACCACCGAUAUUCCCCAUUCCUGACGACAUGACGGUUCUUUCGAGUCCAGAGCUGCCGGCUCUAUCUUAUACCGACCAGGGUCCGUCCGAUUCUGGGUACUUGAGCGACUGGCCGGCGGAGGUUGGAGACAUUGGAGUUUUUCCGAGCGUCGGUGAUGAGUUUCCAUGGGGGGCUCCUGCGCAGCAACAGUCCACACAACCGCAGCAGUCGGACCAACAACAGAGAGUCCCCAAUUACGACACGAACAGAGCUUGGGUGGAAGUCGAGCCAGGCCCUCGCGACAGGUUACCAACAAAGGUUGUGCCACCGCGACCCCAUUAUCGCGAACAGCGCCGGCGAGAGGCCAUGGCUCAAACAGCAGCGUCUGUAGAUGUGACCGAGCGAGCUAGCGGCGAUUCAAGCUGGACCGCGCCGACCCCAAACGCUACGGCAGAGCAUCAUCCAGGACUUGCAACUUCAAGCCUCGCUCUACCGAAGGCUAACGAGAGCAAUGAAAGCUUUUCGAGGUCGGCUACCUCAACAUCGCAGCUUGGAAUACCUGGCCUUUCCGGCGCUAAUUCACCUCCACCUCCCCACCAACAAGAACGCAAUCCAAACGCGCAAGGAUCAGCCGGCCUUCAACCGGCGGCGGCCAAAUCACCACUAGAUGUGCCAUCUGACGGACCUUGCCAGCCUACGCGUUCCAUCUCGCGCCCGCCGCCGGGUAGCUCAUCCGGAGCAAGGCGCAAACACCAAAUACAGGCAACACUGAAGAUGUCACUCGAAGCGGGCAAGAUGCCGCCAUUCUGCGGCAACUGCGGUGAAAUCAAGACCGUGACGUGGCGUAAGAUAUACACGCGAGUAGUGGCUGGCGAGCCGCGAAAAGACCUGCUCGAUUCUCAAGACCCAAAGGAACCAUAUCCCAUUGUCGGCUUCGAGCCGGUCCGUGAUGAAGUAAUGGGCCAUGUGACAGGCCAUCGCAUAUACAAGAAAAUCAUCAGUCCCUACGAGCAGGAGCAUCAGCUGUUUGAGGUCCUUCAACUUUGCAACCCCUGCGGUCUCUGGGUCCCCGCGAAGGGUGGCAUGCGUCCCGAACACCUGUGGGGGCCUGUGGAUGCGGACGAUACGGCUGUGCGCAGGAGAGGGCGAGGCAGGGCUGGCGGGAAGCGCACCGGUGUCAAUCCUCAACCUACCUCAGACAUUGCCGAUGUCGCAAAUUCAGAUUUGCCCGACGAUCAACCCCAAGGAACGGUGGAAAACACAACUAAAGCUUCUUUGAAACGCCCGGCCAAGAGGCCUCGAUCGUCGAGUGUGCAGCCUCAGAGGAAAGCCCAGUCGAAGAAGGCCAGAACAGCAGCGUCCUCGGCAUUGAACCGAGGCAUCCAAUCAAGCCCGGUCGGGCGAGUGCCUGGGAGUGAGGCAAGCCCUAUUGAGAUCAUGUCGCCGGAAAAGAACACCACACGUCUCAUAUUUCCCUCUCCACGGAAAGAUGGCGAAUUUAAAUCACUAGAGGGCGCGCCGUCUGUCACUCCCAGUCCGGCUAAGUCACAGCUACCGCAAGUCACACCCUCUGCUCAACAAACCAGCAAUCCCGAGCCAGACCAGAACAAGGAGAACUGUCCGCCGGCCAUAAACGAACCAGACGAGAUGUCGUACCUUUUCGACGAAGGACUCAUCAACGUGCAAAUGACACCGAAGACCACGCGGGACUACCUCGACCUGAUGAAGACGCCCUCGCGCUCUCCCCUCUCGUCCCGCACCAACGGCUCAUCAGGAUCCAAGUCCGCCACUACAGCUCUAUUCCUGCCCACUACACCAUCUCGGAACGCGAAAUCUCCUGCACAGGCAAUGACGCCGUACACCGCGGCAAUUACUCAGCUGCUCGGCAAAGCCCCGAUGGCAGAUUCGCCCUCGCGCAACUUCGAUUUUGGAUCGCUUCCGGUCGAUGAGUCGGGCGCGCAGUUCGAUUUGGGGAAUUUUGAGUUCGAUGACUUGGGCGGGCUUAUGCCGACAUCCCCGGCUUCGAACUUUUUUGCGCUGUAUGAGGAUCCGGCGACGGCGACUGGAGGGAUGCUUGAAGGGCUGGAGGGCAUAGGCGGGGGUGUGAAGGCGAGUGGGGAGGGUGGACAGGCUGGUGGGGAGAUGGCGGGAAGGGAGUAG